CAGAAUUCAUCCUGCUUAGGAACUCCUCAAUGAUGGAGCUGGCAUUGAGUCAACCUCCCUUCUCUGGAACACUCCUGAUGCUGGUGGUGUCAAACUUGCUCCUGUGGGAGAAAGCUGCAUCAAUUCCUGCAUGUAUGGUGGAAGAGGGUGGCUGCUGGGACCCUCUCCAGGAAACAUUUAACAGUGCUAUCCAGAGAGCUGAAACCCUCCGUAAUCUUGCUGACCAGUUAUAUGUAGAAUUUAAUUCAAAACUGAUUAGGAGGGAUGAGACUGUUCUCAAAGCUGGAAUUUACUGCCAUUCAACUCUUGUAAAACCCCAAACUAGGGGAGGGAAUUUUGAAAUCGAAGAGCACUUAAAAAUGUUGAUCAAUUUUGUGGGUUCAUGGAUCAGCCCUCUAUUCCAUCUGGUAAUUGAACUGAGUGCCAUGGAGGGUGUCCCUGAAACUAUCCUCUGUAAAGUCAAGGAUAUGGAAGAGAACAACAGACAACUUUUGGAUGACCUUAGGUGGAUACUCACCAAGGUCUCCCCUACAGCAGAGAUAAAGGAAGAAUUUCCCAGCUGGGACUACCUUUCAUUCUUAAAAUCAAGUAACAAAAAUAAUAAAUUUUUGGCAAUGUUUAACCUUUCCAACUGUCUAGACAAUGAUACAAAGUUCACUCUACAUCAUCUCAGAAUAUUUAAAUGUCUCAUAACUGGAAAAGAUUGCUAAGUGCACAUUUACCAUGUCUGCUUGGGAGAUGCUCUAAAGCAGUUCAUUGUUGAGCAUUUGCUUUUAAUUGUAUAUAUUUCAAGUCCAUAUGUGGAUAUAAUGUAUAGCUUUAAAAAAUAAAACAGAUUCAGCCUGCACUUCAUGGCAUCAGCAAUAUUUUGUCUCUGGGUUUGUUGUCUGUAUGUAUAUGGCAAGCUCUAAAUGGCCAUUCCUUCAUUCUCUGCUCUAAACUUUGUCACCAAAUUGCCUCCUGUGAAUAUUUCUGUUCCCCUUUUUAAGAAGGACUGAAGCAUCCACACUUUGGUAAUCUUUCUUCUUGAGCUUCAUGUGGUCUGUGGAUUGUACCUUGGGCAAGCCAAGCUUUUGGACUAAUAUCCACUUAUAAAUGAGUGUAUACUAUGUGGAAA
Rattus rattus (black rat) is the source of this 1117-nucleotide messenger RNA. RefSeq names its product prolactin-8A4. The transcript is spliced from 5 exons. Gene Ontology annotation, biological process: response to nutrient levels; mammary gland development; positive regulation of cell population proliferation. Gene Ontology annotation, molecular function: prolactin receptor binding; hormone activity. NCBI's taxonomy places the organism in Eukaryota, Metazoa, Chordata, Mammalia, Rodentia, Muridae. Gene Ontology annotation, cellular component: extracellular region. The record is from RefSeq and is a predicted model, not a curated record. Bases 30 to 710 code for a protein of 226 amino acids.